Molecule: messenger RNA, 777 nt
Organism: Pseudomassariella vexata
Lineage: Eukaryota; Fungi; Ascomycota; Sordariomycetes; Amphisphaeriales; Pseudomassariaceae
Exons: 5
Coding region: 90-530 (146 amino acids)
Source: RefSeq, a predicted model, not a curated record
CCUGAUACCUUUCGCUUUUUUCACCUUUGCUCCAAUAGGCCUUUCGUUCUUUUCCACUGCCGGCCAGUAAUAAUUCACCUUUUUUCAAGAUGUAUACUACUUCAGUCAUUCAGAUGAUCGUCUCCAGCCUGUUGGCUACGUCAGCUGUCAGUGGCUUCCAAAUAGCUGGUCACCGCGACCUUUCCAUUCGUUCCAUGGGGUCUGUCCUUACUUUGGCGACCUUGGCUGGGGCAGCCCCCCACCACAAGGGCAAGGGAAACAACAACAACAACAAACGUGAACUCGCGGCCAUCGAGGCAAGACACCACAAGGGCAAGGGCAACAACCAGAACAACAACCGUGACCUCGUGGCCAUCGAGGCAAGACACCACAAGGGCAAAGGCAACAACCAGAACAACAACCGUGACCUCGUUGCCAUCGAGGCAAGACACCACAAGGGCAAGGGCAACAACCAGAACAAUAACCGUGACCUCGAGGCCAUCGAGGCAAGACACCACAAGGGCAAGGGAAACCAGAAUGACAAUAACUGAAGCCUCCAGGUGACGCUGCCAACUGUUAUCUCCAGGAACCACGACGCGACUUAUCGGCUUGCAACUCGCGGAAUGAAAUAUUCAGCCCAUUUGGGAGACCAGAGCGACUCAGUCAAUCUUGUCGCCACCCCGUCUGCCUCAAAAAAUGGAUGCGGCGGGCGCUUCGUGAUCUCUCAUGUUUCUCUGUCGCUUGUGUGUAACUCGGCAUGAGUUGAUUGCUUAAUAACUAUUUCCGAUAGUAGAUCAG